Messenger RNA from Camarhynchus parvulus, 5279 nucleotides. RefSeq names its product solute carrier family 7 member 3 (gene SLC7A3). The record is from RefSeq and is a predicted model, not a curated record. Gene Ontology annotation, biological process: amino acid transport; transmembrane transport. The transcript is spliced from 12 exons. The coding region runs from base 449 to 2356 and encodes 635 amino acids. Lineage: Eukaryota; Metazoa; Chordata; Aves; Passeriformes; Thraupidae. Gene Ontology annotation, molecular function: amino acid transmembrane transporter activity. Gene Ontology annotation, cellular component: plasma membrane.
GUGGCGCCGCAGGUGAGCGUGGCGGGCGCUGCCGCCCGACCUGGAGCCGCUUGGCGCAACCGGUGCCGAUCUUGCAUCAGCUGCCGCCAGCCCACGCGCGGCCGCUCCUUCCGCUCCUGCCGCGCUCCAGUUCUGCCGUACCCGGGUUCCGCGGCAGGACAGAGCCUGACUGGCGCUCCUGGGGACGCAGAUGCCCCCCCGGAGGCUGAGGCGGUGGUCCCGAGCUAACAGCUCCCCACACCGACGCUAAGUCGCGGCGGGAUGCGAUAGUCGCUACCGAGCUGCGGUAGGCACCGGGAUGCAGCGGGAGGCUCCUGCUGCCGCCUGACCCAUGAGGAUCUCGAGCCCGGCUGCUGGAGGUACUUGGAACGAUUGAGCAGCGCUGGGGAAGGCAGCUAGAGUUGUCCAGGGCUUUUCACCAGCCGAGCUUCACUGAGGAGAAGACAAGAUGUUGAAGGAAAAAAUGACCGUUUUUGGGAAGAAGCUGAUCCGCCGGCGCAUGGUGGACCUGAGCUCCGAUGACACACAUUUUGCUCGCUGCCUCUCCACGCUGGACCUCAUAUCCCUGGGGGUGGGCAGCACACUAGGAGCCGGUGUGUAUGUGCUGGCCGGGGAGGUGGCCAAGGAGAUGGCUGGUCCCUCCAUCGUCCUCUCCUUCCUGGUGGCUGCUUUCUCAUCGGUACUGGCUGGACUCUGCUAUGCAGAGUUUGGGGCCCGUGUCCCCAAGGCCGGCUCUGCGUACCUCUACAGCUACGUUACUGUCGGCGAGAUCUGGGCUUUUAUAGCCGGGUGGAACCUCAUUCUCUCCUAUGUGAUAGGUACGGCCAGUGUGGCUCGAGCCUGGAGUGCAACGUUUGACAACAUCAUCGGCAACCACAUCUCCACCUUCUUCGCCACCAACAUCCCAAUGCACGUGCCAGGAGUGCUGGCUGAGCAUCCAGACUUCUUUGCUUUGAUCCUGAUUUUGCUGCUUACUGUACUGCUGUCUUUUGGUGUCAGCGAAUCUGCCCUUGUGAACAAAAUCUUCACAGCUGUGAACCUCUUGGUGCUGAGCUUUGUCAUCAUUGCUGGCUUCAUCAAGGGAGACAUCAAGAACUGGCAGCUUUCAGAGGAGAGCCGUGUCAAUUUGUCACUGCUAGACAAGCCGGAUGACAUGAAAAAAGCUUUUGGCUCUGGUGGGUUUUUCCCCUUUGGGCUGGAAGGGAUGCUGACCGGCGCUGCCACUUGUUUCUAUGCCUUCGUGGGCUUUGACUGCAUUGCCACCACAGGGGAAGAAGCCAGGAACCCGCGGCGCUCCAUUCCCAUUGGCAUCAUUGUGUCCCUCCUCAUCUGCUUUGUGGCUUAUUUCGGGGUCUCUGCAUCCCUGACUCUCAUGGUGCCCUACUUCCUCCUGAACAAGAGCAGCCCUCUGCCUGAGGCUUUCAAGGCGGUUGGCUGGGAGCCCGCCCGCUACGCCGUUGCUGUUGGCUCGCUCUGUGCCCUCUCCACCAGCUUGCUGGGCUCCAUGUUUCCCAUGCCCCGAGUGAUCCAUGCCAUGGCAGAGGACGGGCUGCUCUUCAAGUUCCUCUCCCGGAUCCACAGUGGCAGAAAGACCCCUCUGAUCGCCACCUUUGUCUCGGGGUUCUUCGCAGCGGUGUUUGCCCUCCUGCUUGACCUGAAGGACCUGGUGGACCUCAUGUCGAUCGGCACGCUGCUGGCCUACUCCCUGGUGGCGGUGUGCGUGCUCAUCCUCCGGUACCAGCCCAGACAGCCGAACUCCCCGAAGGCCGUGGAAAUGCUGGAGCUGAAUGGGAAGGAGGAGGAGAGAGUGAUCAUGAACCCAGCCAUCACUGCUGCCAGUGCCCAGCACAAAGAGACCUUGUCCCUGGUGACGCUCUUCAACCCGCCUGGGGACACCCCCACUGUGCUCUCAGGGCGCAUUGUCUAUGUCUGUGUCGCAGUCAUUGCUGCACUGAUCACAGUCAUCUGCGUGGUCCUGACCCUCAAUGUGGCUGCGCUGAAGGAUGCCAAUGUGGGCUCUGUUGUGCUUCUGGUGCUGCUCCUCGUGGCCCUGCUCAUUGUCACCAUCAUCAUUUGGAGGCAGCCGCAGAGCAAUGCACGAUUAAACUUCAAAGUACCUUUACUGCCACUUGUGCCAAUCCUCAGCACCUUCAUUAACAUCCUGCUGAUGGUCCAGCUGGAUAAGGGCACCUGGGCGCGGUUUGCCAUCUGCAUGGUUGUGGGUUUCGUUAUUUACUUCGCCUAUGGGAUUUGGAACAGCGUGGAAGGGAAAAAUGCGGAAACAGCCCCUGCCUCAGCAGAAAAACCUCUGCACCAUCCUGGGCUGGACCUCAGCUCUGGGGCUGCUGCGGUCUGAGGGCCUGGGGACCAGUGCUUCAUGGACCUCUUCACCACUGUGGGACAAGAUCAUGAUCCAGAAAGUACAUCCAUCCCCUCUCCUGCAGAGACUGAGUCCCAGAGUGAAGUACUAAGGUCUGAACAAAAGGUCCUGAGUCAAAGCUGACCUAGGAUGAAUAUUCCAACCAAAUGUUGUAUGUUUCCACUCAUUAACAAAGUAUUGUUAGGUGUACUUAUUGGCAAAACGUGUGUCUAGAAACAGCAUAAGGCCACAUCUGGCCUAAUUAGGGGAUACAGCAUCAAAGACAACUCCCUUGGGUCCUCCUUGAGCCCUGGCCAGGCUUUGGGAGGAAGCUGACAGGAAAAUGAAAUUAGAAAUGAUGUCAGCUGGUUUGUUUAGCAGUGUAAAACCCGGGCUGCUGUCACAGCAAAGUGGGGGAGCCUCGUGGCCUGCAGAGGAGGAGGCACUGCAGGAGCUCCCAGCUCCUGGCGUGGUUCUCCAGCCCUUGGCUGUGACAGCUUCCCCCCAGAGCUGGUGUCUCUUGGGCUUGGAUGGUGUGUGAUGGAUCUUCCUUAAUCACUGUAGGCAUUCUUUCCUAGCAAUGAUUAGCAUUGCUCAGCUUGUCCCUGUGCAACUCUUUGCUCAUGGUUAGGUGCCUUGCUUAGCUUCUCCUUUUGUGAUUCUUUGCAGUUUUCCAUCGUAGUAAAUACCACUGUUCCCUAAGUUGGUGUCUGUGUCUCUGACCCUACUCACCAGCUAAACAAAAUCAGCAUAGUCAUCAGGGUCAGAACAAACUGUUGCUUUUAAAAUCUAAAUUAAAGUAACCAGUCCUGUAUGAAAUUCCCAGAUGGGAAGAACUUCCAUAUAGUUCACUGGUCCUCAAGUGGGCUAAGGUUGGAGGACCAUGUGAGCAAUGGGGAAGUAAGUUAAAAGAAGUUGAACUGCUGGAUGUAUUGAAAUGCAUCCAAAAAUCACAUACUAAAAAAGGAAAAGAACUUGUGGAUUUGGAAAGGCAAGGAUGGAUUUUGUUAACAGUAUAUCAAACAAACAAAACACCAACAAAAGGAACAGUUGUUGAAAUGCUCUAACAUGAACCAACAGAUGUGAGUUGCAGAAUCAAAUUGUAAUGCUAAAAUGCCAAAAUAAGCUGCUUGGUGAUAAGAUGGAUUUACCAGACUUGCUGAGAAGGCUGCAGUUAGAGUAGCUCAGUAUAAGGAAAGGAGGGGGCAAGUGAAGCACAAGAAAAUGCAUGCAGUGAUUGCAGAGGCCGGUGUGCAGUGGGAUCCUGAUGGAUGGAAUGGAGAUAUUUGGGCUGCUGUGGAUUCUGAUGAGGUUGGUUCCCGAGAUGAAUUUGUAGAUGUGAGACCAGCAUGGAGACAAAUUGUAGAAUUAGAUGCUAAUGAUCAGGAGGGAUACUCAUAGAGGAUUAUACUCAGCAUGAAGUAAAUUAAAUAUUUGAGCAGUUUAGGAAAAAACAGGGGAACCUCUUGUCUCUUGGGUGGUAUGCUUGCGUGACCAGGGAGCAUCAGGGAUAACCCUAGACUCAGGGGACUCUAAGAAGUUUUUAGAUUGAGUUUGGAUUCUUCUGUGCAAGAUGCAUUUUGGAAUAACAUUCACAAUAGUAAUUUGUUAGCUUUGGCUGCUUUGGAUGUAAUACUAAAUACCCUACAGCAAAUUAUUGGCCAGGAUCUGAAAAAGUCAGUGGUACACUUUGUGAGAUUGUGUACGACAAGAUGCAAGAGAACCUCUUGUGAUGUUGUAUUUGUGGAUAAUGUUACUGAAGAUAUAAGUAGUCACUCCAAUGUUUGUACCUGUAACUUUAUUGCAAUGAUAGGCUUUUAGUUAUUUAUUUUUUUAUAUUUUUUAAAUUAAGAUUUUUAGUUUUACUCCCAUUUGUAUGAACUGGUAAAGGUUCUGUUCCAACACACGGACCCGAGGCUUGCUGAAACAAGCCCAGGAGAAUGGAUAAAAGGCUUUGAUUGCUGUCCAUCAUGGCAUGGCAGAAAUCCAUCAUGUGAUGGAGACAUGGAUGGUGGGACAUUAUUUUCAGAUGGAUGCCUACAGCUACCAGAAUUUUCAACUGAGUGCUUCACCCUGGUGUUGUUUUAUUGAUGCUAAUCCUUUUGCUUUUUGUUGUGAUACUUGCAUUGUAUGUUAAGGUUUGGAUGAUCAUGAAACAGUUAUCUUACCAACUACCUCCACUGAUACUAGACAAUCCAUGCGGUACCAAAGCAUGAAAUGUUCUUGAGCUCUAUUUGGAUAUUGUGAAGCUUGAGUGAUUAUAGUCACAGGGUGUAUUGUGUAGGACAAUGACUGGGAACUCUGUGGACAGGUUAACUGGGAGUACAAUUAGAGGAAACUGAGGACUUAGAACAGUAUGGAAAUUAUAGGCCUUAAUUUGGUGUCUGUGUCUCUGACCCUACCUACUGGCAAAAGUGUCAGGACUGCAGAGCUGGGUCAUGUGCUGCCUCUGCCCCUCACAGGGAAGUCACCUGGCUGGGUGGAAGUUCUGGUGGCCCAGGGCUGGUCUCUGCUCCCCUCCAGUCCCACAGAGGGGCAGUGACACCAGCACAGCCCCCUGGCCAUGAAAAUUGCUUUCUCUGUGCACAGGAGGCCCCACAUGAUGGUGCAUCUGUAUUCAUUCCAUCUGCCACGUGGCUGUGUUCACCACCUCCUCCCUGCCUUCCAGGUGCCAGACUUGUACCUGGCAGCCAUGGCAGGAGCUCUGCAGGAAGGCUUACUGCAACUUGUUCUGGUACUCACAGUACUCUGGUACUCACUGCUUGCAAACUGGUACUGCCCUCACCAUGCUGUUUGACGUAAAUAUCUUGCUCAAGUGUCAGUGAGAUGUCCGCAGUGUAGUUGUACUUGUGUCCAACCUCAUCUGCCUUUCUGUAAUUUUAAGGUAAAUUCUUAAAUCUAUUAAAUUAAAUGUUUUUAA